Messenger RNA from Fukomys damarensis (Damara mole-rat), 2976 nucleotides. RefSeq names its product scaffold protein involved in DNA repair (gene Spidr). The record is from RefSeq and is a predicted model, not a curated record. Bases 418 to 2562 code for a protein of 714 amino acids. Lineage: Eukaryota; Metazoa; Chordata; Mammalia; Rodentia; Bathyergidae. The transcript has 17 exons. Gene Ontology annotation, biological process: double-strand break repair via homologous recombination; regulation of establishment of protein localization to chromosome. Gene Ontology annotation, cellular component: nuclear chromosome; nucleoplasm.
CUUCCAGAUAUAACAUGGAGUUCCAGUGGAAGUGAUCUGUCAGAUGAAGAUAAAAUACGUUCUAAAUCACAGAAAGAUAAUGGACAUGGCUCUCGAAUAGAGAGAUUUUGUAAUAGGAAUAUUUUAGGUCCAGAAGAUGGGGCCAGUGAAGAUGAAUUACAAUUUAUUGACUGGGAGAUCGACAGUGACAGGGAAGAUGCUAGUGCAUGUAAUGAAUGUGAAGAUGGUGAGGAUGCUGUUGAAAUCUCAGAUUGUGCUUCUUGUGCAAGUUGUCAUUCUUUGACAAAUGAUGAGGAGCUAUCUGAGCUUCCUGAGAAAAUUUCUACAGAAAUUUUGGAGUAUUCAUCCCAUAGUGAGAAAGAAGACGACUCAGAGGAUGUCCUAUUCAUUGAUUCAGAAUCCCCUCCCAAGUACCACAUGGAAUUUGAACUGGAUACAAGGCAGAUGAUGGACAGACUGGUCAACCCACAGGUGAACUCAACAGAGCCCAUUUUGUGUACACCCCAGAAACAGACAGCCAAGCUUCCUAGGACUCCAGAAGAUUCAGCAAAGAAGAAGAAACUUUUAAGGGGUGGACUGGCAGAAAGAUUAAAUGGACUGCAAAAUCGAGAGAGAUCUGCCAUUUCUUUGUGGAGACAUCAGUGUGUUUUGUAUCAAAAGACUCUUUCAGGUAGAAAAUCUGGUAUAUUAAUUGUGAAAAUUCUAGAGCUACAUGAGGAAUGCACUAUGCAAGUUGCCAUGUGUGAGCAGUUAUCAGGCCCACCAUCCCCCACUCCUUCCCAAGAUGUGGCCCCUGGGCCAGGAACCAAUCUGAAGGUUCUCUUUACUCGGGAGACUGCAGGCUACCUUCAGGGGCAUCCCCAGGACAUCAUCCACAUUUUCCCUCCCUGGCACAAACUUAUUAUCCCAAAUGGAAGUUGUCCUGUUAUUCUGAAUACUUAUUUUUGUCAGAAAUUUGUUGCCAAAGAAGACUCAGAAACAACUUAUGAUGUGUACUGUCGGGAUACACCCCUUCCGAGAAGAAACAUCAUUUUGGCUCAGAUAUUUAGAAUUAAGGGUAUAACAGAUAAUUCACCUGAAAUCCAGGUUGUACAUAGUGGCCUGGCCACCACAAGUGCAGGUUGCACCCAUGGGCAUGAAGAGGCAAAGCAGCACCUCACAGCUGGCGCUUCCUCAAAGAAUUCUCUCCUGGAUGUGGUGGAAAGCCAGGGAGCUGCCCCAUAUUCAGAAGUGGGUGUCCGAGUGGUGGUACAGAGAGUUUACUUCCUUCCUUCCAGAGACGGCUCCAGAGGCCAGCAGCGGAGUGGCUCAGGGUAUGCCGACCAACCAGGAACUCAAGUCUGCCUUCUGGUGCAAGAUGCCUAUGGAAUCUUCGGUGAAGUGUACUUGGAGUGUGCCGUCUUGAUGGACAGAGAGUUGGAAGGGCACUCCUGCAGUCUAGCGGGCUUGAAGGUUCUACAGAAGGCCACCAGAGGAAGGACACCAGGGCUUUUCAGUUUGCUUGACACUUUGUGGCCCCCAGUGAUGCCUCUUAAAGGCUCUGCCUAUAGCCAGCUCUGCAAAGAGGUGAGAACUCACCUGCCUCCUCCUGCCUUCUGUUACAUCUUCUCAGCUCAUCCUAGUCUGGAACAUAUUGAUAUCAUUGAAGAAGACCCCAUGUCUAAGCUUUAUCAGCCUCCAGUUCUCCACUCCUUAAGAGAAAUUCUCCAGACUGACCAUCUGGGUGUCCGGUGCAGUUUCUAUGCCAGGGUGAUUUAUCAAAGACCACAGAUGAAGAGCCUGCUUCUUUUGGAGCAAAGGGAGAUAUGGCUGCUUGUGACUGACAUCACCCUGCAAAUGAAGAAUCAGAGUGGCCCCUACCUCCCCAAAACCCUGCCUGUCUGUGUAGCCCCCUCAUGUGUGCUGUGCCCGGAAAUUCUGGAAGCACUCACCAUGGCCACACCUCACAACAUCUUCUUCAGGGAUGCUCUCAGAGACCAGGGUCGGAUUGUUUGUGUUGAACGGACCGUCCUCUUACUUCAAAAACCCCAUUUAUGUGUGGCCUCUGGUGUGCACUCCUGUGAGCUGACUGGCCCAGUGACACUGGAUGAACUGGACUCCCUCACCGCUGUCAACUCCAUUUGUAGUGUGCAAGGCACUGUGGUUGGUGUGGACGAGAGUACUGCUUUCUCCUGGCCUGUAUGUGACGGGUGCGGCAACGGGCGAUUGGAACAAAGGCUGGAAGACAGAGGCGCCUUUUCCUGUGGGGAUUGUUCCCGAGUGGUCACAUCUCCCGUUCUCAAGAGGCACCUGCAGGUCUUCCUGGACUGCCCUACCAGGCCCCAGUGCAACGUGAAGGUCAAGCUGUUGCAGAGCAGUAUUUCUUCACUGCUGAGGUUUGCCGCCUGCGAGGAUGGGAGUUAUGAAGUGAAGAGUAUCCUCGGAAAGGAGGUGGGGUUGCUAAAUUGUUUUGUCCAGUCCAUAACCACCCACCCAACCAGCUGCGUUGCACUGGAAGAAAUUGAGCUUCUGCAUGCAGGAGGAACUCUGGAGCAGCGCCUGCCCUGGCCCCUGGACCUGUGAACUUUGCAAGGGUGGGGGUAGAGUGGGGGCUGUUGGGGUAGUUAUUUGUUAACUGUGGACAGAGCAAAUGCAUCUUAUGGUCUUAAAAUAAAAGUUUAAACUUUCCUGAGGCAAAUUUAAGAUGGUUUUGUAGAUUCUAAAUUAAAGUAUCUCUCCUAUUUUUUCAUUACCUUUCUGUAAAUUUAGGAAUAUGUUUCUAGAGGUCAACUCAGCCUGGCGUCUUUAUUUUCUAUUUAUCUUAGGAAGUAAUAUCAAUCUAUCUGAAAGAAUUAUGUUGUGCAGUUGUAGCUUUAAAGUAUUUAAUUUUUUUAUCAUGAUUUUCUUUGUAGUAUUUGUUUUAACCACAUGUCCCCCCACCCGCUGCCGCCAAGAAUACUCUGAAAAACUUAAACCUGCGUCCCAUAUUGUGGUAUG